AUGGGAAAAUCUUUAAGCUCGGAGGAAAGUGAAGUGAAGAAAGGGCCAUGGACACCAGAGGAAGACGAGAAGCUCGUCAGCUAUAUUCAGAUGCACGGUCCUGGUAAAUGGCGAACCCUUCCCAAGAACGCCGGGUUAAAAAGAUGCGGAAAGAGUUGUAGAUUGCGAUGGACGAACUAUCUAAGACCUGAUAUCAAGAGAGGAGAGUUCUCACAUCAAGAGGAAGAGACUAUCAUUCAACUCCAUCGUCUUCUUGGAAACAAAUGGUCCGCCAUUGCCAUUCACUUGCCAGGAAGAACAGAUAACGAGAUAAAAAAUUAUUGGAACACACAUAUAAAGAAGAAACUCUUAAGAAUGGGGAUUGAUCCGGUAACUCAUUGUCCCCGGAUCAAUCUUCUUCAGCUUUCCUCGUUUCUCACCUCAUCCUUCUUCAAAUCUAUGUCACAAUCGAUGAAUACUCCAUUUGAUCUCACUACUUCAAGUUUCGAUCCCGAAAUCUUGAAUCACAUUACUGGUUCUCUCAACAAUGUUGAAACCGAAUCAUACCAACCAAACCAACAUCUUCAAAACGACUCCCAAACCAGUUUCACCGGUUUUCUCAACUCCACACCCCCAAUUCAUUGGCAAAAUAAUGGAGAAUACUGGCAAAAUUAUCUCAAUUGCACCGGUUCAGGUGACCAAUCUUUCAACCAGGUCCAUCUAACCGGAAACUACUCAUCGGCCGCAUUUGCAUCAGAUGAAAUUAAUGACGAUGAAUAUUUUAAGGCCGGGUGGAAUUCGAGUUCAUCAAUGCUACCGGGAACUUCGUCAAGCAGCUCGACGCCAUUGAAUUCAUCUUCCACGGUUUUUAUCAAUGGUGGAAGUGAGGAUGAUAAGGUGAGUUAA
This is a messenger RNA of Eruca vesicaria subsp. sativa (arugula), 885 nucleotides long. The record is from the annotation of a GenBank genome assembly. NCBI's taxonomy places the organism in Eukaryota, Viridiplantae, Streptophyta, Magnoliopsida, Brassicales, Brassicaceae.